Molecule: messenger RNA, 681 nt
Organism: Microplitis mediator
Lineage: Eukaryota; Metazoa; Arthropoda; Insecta; Hymenoptera; Braconidae
Product: RNA-binding protein 7
Exons: 2
Coding region: 58-681 (207 amino acids)
Biological process (GO): regulation of alternative mRNA splicing, via spliceosome
Cellular component (GO): nucleus
Molecular function (GO): single-stranded RNA binding
Source: RefSeq, a predicted model, not a curated record
UUAAAAAUAUACUUAUACUUUAGAUAAAUAAAAGUAAAUUAAAUAAUAAAAUUCAAAAUGGACGAAGACGCCAGGACUAUUUGGUGCGGAAAUUUGAGUGCUAAAUGUACUGAUGAAAUUCUGUAUGAAUUAUUUCUGCAGGCCGGGCCAUUGGAGAAAGUAAACAUUCCAAAAGAUCGUGACGGUACACAAAAAUCAUUUGGUUUCGUAACAUUCAAACACGCGGUAUCGGUUCCCUACGCGCUGAGUUUAUUUGAGGGCACGUCGAUUUUCAACCGCAUGUUGAUGUUGAAAAACCGUCAGACGAACGACGGAAAAGGAGCUUUAAAUAAAAUGGACAAUGGGAAUGUCCUGCAGUAUGGAAACCAGUUGGAAAAUUCAAUGAUGUUCAACAUAGCCCACAAUAUGCUUCCGACUUUUAUGCCACCUGGUAUGGGAAUGUAUCCGAGCCAAAUGAACUCGUUCCCGACGCCAAAAGACGACAGCAGACGUGGUCGCAAUCAUCCUUACAACCGCGAUCGUCAACCUGACCGCGAUCGUCAGCCAGACCGCGAUCGUCAAUCAGACCGCGACCGGCAAUCCGACCGCUCGCACCGAAAUCAUCACCAGCAUCAGCACCACAAAAAUGACCACAGGAACCAGCGGUCGCAUUAUCACAGUCGCGCUCGUAACACCCGUUAA